AAACAUUAAUUAAAUAUCGAAAUUGUAGAUGUAAGACAACAAUAAAUGGCCUAGGUCAUAUUUGACAGCACAGGUAAUUGACAAGACUCUUACACGUUUAAAUAACGUCAACUGUUCAACGGUUGACGAACUGCAAUCUGAAGAAAAUGUAGGAUAAACUACAAUUUGGAUUUAGAAGAUAAAGCUGGAUUUAUAUGUAAACUGUAAAAGUAAACAGAAACUCUUUCGCAAAUAUUUGAAAAGCAGGGUUAUGUUUUUAAAUUCAUAUGAAUUUAAAUUUUAUUUGAGUAAGGUUUCUUCUCAAGGAGUGUUUUUGAAAACUUGUCUAAUGUAUUGUAAUUUUCGCUUUUAUGACUUAAAAAGUUUUAGAAAAAUAUUAAAUUGCGCUAUUAUUUCUUGAGACUGGAACAUUGAAUUAAAUUAACAAAAUGUCGUCUGGUCCGUACAGUUACCAGACUGGACAGUCCAAAACGUUCCAUUGGGCGGACUACGCUGUUUUCGGUAGCACUUUAGCUAUUUCGGCUGCUAUCGGAAUUUUCUACGCCGUCAAAGACAGGAAAAAGAACACCACGGAUGAAUAUCUCCUCGCCGGAAGAUCCAUGCAUCCAAUUCCGGUUGCUAUGUCCCUGCUCUCAAGUUUCAUCUCUGCAAUUACGAUUCUUGGGACGCCGGCGGAAGUGUAUGUGUAUAGUACGAUGUAUUGGUGGAUCUCUGUGGCGUUCAUAAUCACCGCUAUCGGAGCUGCUCAUAUCUUCAUCCCAGUCUUCUAUAACCUCGGUAUCACAAGCGUCUUUGAGUAUGCUGAGAUGCGGUUUGGUCGGGCAACUCGUAUCAUAGCCAGCAUCAUCUACUUAGCAUGGAUGAUGUUCUACAUGGCUAUAGUAUUGUACGCACCUUCACUCGCUCUGAAUGCAGUGACUGGUUUAUCGUUGUGGGGAUCAGUGCUGGCAGUAAGCAGUGUGUGUAUAUUCUAUACAGCUCUGGGUGGUAUGAAAGCAGUUUUGUGGGCGGAUACAGUACAAAUGACGAUAGUGUUUGCCGGAAUGUUGACCAUUCUGAUUGAAGGUUGCAAAGUGCUAGGUGGUCUCGAUAAAGCCUGGGAUAUCGCCGACAGAAAUGGAAGAAUUGUGAUUCUUGAGUUUAAUGCUGAUCCACGGAUACGUCACUCGGUGUGGAAUGUUGUAAUAGGAGGAGGGGUUUUCUGGUGCGCAGUGUUUGGUACGAAUCAAGCUCAAGUUCAAAGGGCAAUUUCAGUGAAAAAUGUAACCAGAUCAAGAGUAGCAAUAUGGCUGAAUCUCCCCGGCAUGGCGUCAAUUAUUACACUAAGUUGUCUGGUCGGAGUUGUGAUGUACGCUUUCUAUGAGAAAUGUGAUCCAGUUUCGUUCGGUAUCAUCACCAAGGCUGACCAGCUGGUGCCAUUAUGGACUAUGGAUUUACUCGGUGAAAUGCACGGACUGCCUGGCUUGUUACUGUCCACUGUAUUCAGCGGAAGUCUUAGCACUAUAUCUUCCGGACUGAAUGCUGUAGCAGCCGUGUUGUUGCAAGAUUUUGUGAAACCCAUGUGCUGUAAGGGAAUUUCUAAUGAACGUGCCACUUGGAUGUCGAGAGGUUUCGUUAUAUUCUUUGGAUGUCUCUCCUUAGCCUUCGCCUUUAUCGUAUCGCAACUGGGAACCAUGAUCCUACAGCUAGCGUAUGUGUUGUUCGGUGUGCUUGGAGGACCUUUGCUCGGGAUGUUCACUUUAGGUAUGCUCUUUCCGUGGGCCAACAAAUGGGGCGGAUGCAUAGGAAUUACGACUAGUGUAUUGUUAUUGUUAUGGAUUGGACUCGGAACCUCUAUCACAAAGACCAACGUUACAGUGAAACCGCCUGUAUACACGUCAGCUUGUAACUGGACAGCUAUAAACAGUACCGCACCACCUCCAAUAGACACUUCUGUCACGCUUAAACCGAACGAUAUUAAUGAUGACUAUACAGGAUUAAACCGCCUUUAUACGGUGUCAUAUAUAUGGUACUCUGGUAUAGGUGUGGUCACCGUAGUUGUCGUUGGUAUGAUUGUCAGUCUCCUUACAGGUGUAACAGACACAAAAAAACUAAAUCCAAAGUUAAUAUGUCCCUUUUUCGAUAUUUUCUUCCCAUAUCUGCCCGAGACAUGGAGAAAACCACUAAGAUUUGGGGUUAGACAUGGAGAGGAUACGGAGCGAGAAUUUGAUGAUUCUAUAGAGAAAAGAAGAGAACGUAUCGCAAGUCUCCAUUUAGACGAGGAAAUCCAGCCCUAUAUUAUAAAUGGGAAAACUAAGCAAGUCAAUGGACAUGACAAUGUUGGAUAUGUAGGACCGGCGUACAAUACACAGCUGUAAAACAUUGCAAUUUAGAACAACAGAGAUGGCAUAAAUUAGUCCCCAUACAUACCAGAUCACCUUGUGGUUGUGUUCAUCUUUGUCCAUUCUGGAAAAUACUGUUAACAUUUACUACUUUUUUGUGUUUACUUACAUCAGCACCAAAUUUGGUGAUCAUUGUAAAACUUGUUACCUGCUCAAAGUAGUUAAUCUUGUCAGGAUAGACUCUUAUUUGAAAUCUGAUAUUUUCACCCUUAAAACGACAGACAGAGGCCCGCGUCUCGUACUAUUAUUCAGCUCGUUCAAUUAAUGCAACUCUGAAUCUACACUUAUUUUGAUGUCUUCUAUAUGGGCAAUGAAUCAACAGCGUGAAUUAUUGUACUUAACGCAUUUUAUAUACAUGACAAAGAUAGACGCACUGGCGAAAUCAACAAAAACGUUCGUGGAUAUGCAAAUUACACAAUACUGUGUGUUAGCUGUUGACUUCCAUAUUGUUCAUGCAUUUAAAGUUUAUUUUAAUCAGAAAUACACAAACUAGUAACUGCAUUCUUAUUUCAUAUUUGGUAGACAAGAAGCAAUGAAAUUACUGCAACAAAAUGAAAACAUUUAUAUUUAAAUAAAUAUUUAACUGCUCUUACACUCUGGGAUUUACAAACCAUAUCUUGAAUACUUUUUUUUUUGGAUACAGCAUAUAUAUAUUUUGUUUUUGAUUUCGGUUGUAUUUUAUAUUAAUCAGAUAUAUAUCCAUGUAUACAUAAAUAAUUACACAUCAGU
Messenger RNA from Mercenaria mercenaria, 3110 nucleotides. Its product is annotated as sodium-coupled monocarboxylate transporter 2-like. Gene Ontology annotation, biological process: transmembrane transport; sodium ion transport. NCBI's taxonomy places the organism in Eukaryota, Metazoa, Mollusca, Bivalvia, Venerida, Veneridae. Gene Ontology annotation, molecular function: symporter activity. The coding region runs from base 429 to 2357 and encodes 642 amino acids. Gene Ontology annotation, cellular component: membrane. The transcript has 15 exons. The record is from RefSeq and is a predicted model, not a curated record.